UCCGCUGGAGAACUCCCGGCCCUACCAAAAUGGCGCCCGCGCCGAGCAUGCGCGAAAGGGCAGCCACCGCUCCUCAGGAGGGGCCGCAGGAGUGCGGCCGGAGCGGCACCGGGGCGGCGGCGGGGCUGGGGGGGCCGUGGCUGGACGCUGCUGGUGGGGCGGCUGCGGCGUGUGGGCUGUGGGCCGCCUCCUUCCCGCUGACCCCGAAGGAAGGAUGCGCUGCCACCUGUGGAGGCGCAGGGGUUCGCCCCGCCGGCCGCCCACCCGCCCGUCCCGGGAGACACCUGCCCGAGCCGCUCGCCCCGUCACGGGCCGGGCGGGCCCGUGGCGAGAGCGUGCGGAGGCACCCCUCAGGCAGAGCCCCGCCGCGGGCGGGCCCCGGGGCACAGCUGAGGCCGUUGUGUCGUCAUGGCUCCCGGCCGGCCCUGUACCGGCAGCGGGCUGAGCCCUGAGGCGCCGGGCCGGCGAACGGUGAAGGAGCGCCCUUGGCAAGGCUGGGCCGGCUCCGCAGUAGCGGGAGAAGUGUCUGAGGUGUCGCUGAGGACACAGCUGGCUCACGGAGCAGCUGAAAGGUACAAAAGGGAGUU
Messenger RNA from Passer montanus (Eurasian tree sparrow), 587 nucleotides. Its product is annotated as translation initiation factor IF-2-like. The record is from RefSeq and is a predicted model, not a curated record. The transcript has 2 exons. Lineage: Eukaryota; Metazoa; Chordata; Aves; Passeriformes; Passeridae. The coding region runs from base 30 to 452 and encodes 140 amino acids.